AUGGUUGUUGCAGAUAAGAUUGGCGAGUCAGGGUGCUUGAUACAUUGGUGUUGUCGAGAAGUUGAAGCUGGGGAUGACCUCCACGCUUAUGCUCAGAAAUCCGUAUUCAGACUCCGUGGUUACGGGCACAGGAGGGCCGGCCCUGGAGUUAACUUAGUUAACCUAGUUGACGCCCUGUCUAUUCGAGAGAACCGUCGCAAGGGAUAUGUAUGGAUGCCAGCGCGGACCAGCCGGAUCCAUGAUAUCACCAUCACCACGCCCACACCCGUCUAUCGUCGUCAGCCUUUCUUCAGCGCCUGCUUCCUUUUUCCUGGUCUCAUCUCCAGCAGCAGGCUUGCCCAAUCCAUGGACAGACGUCUAACCGGCCCAAUCACCAAGCAAGAGAUGCAAGGGAACAUCCCCGCGGAGCCGCGAGCUGGUAGCCGUAACUGGACAUCCAUACCUCUGGUGAGCUAUACAUACCUCCCACAUCCCUGGCGGAAAUCCAUCCCGCCAUACCGGCGCCCGUCCUUCUGGCGUGUGGCUAUCCAUCCCAUCCCCCCAUCACCCCUAGCCCUGGCCCUGACGAAGGCUGCUGGCGCAGGGACUCAGGCCCCUUCUGGAGAUCUCCUUGUCUCCCCCAGCCUGCGCUACGAUAUGUACCUGUACAACAUCGAGGUCCCUGUGCGAAGUUCGCUGCAUUAUCUGGUUGAAGGCAGCGAGCGAACAAGCAAAUAUGAUGUAUCACGAAGAUCCGAUCUUCAUCGCCGUGCUCCCUAG
Nannizzia gypsea CBS 118893 is the source of this 759-nucleotide messenger RNA. RefSeq lists its product as hypothetical. The transcript has 5 exons. Lineage: Eukaryota; Fungi; Ascomycota; Eurotiomycetes; Onygenales; Arthrodermataceae. The record is from RefSeq and is a predicted model, not a curated record. The coding region runs from base 1 to 759 and encodes 252 amino acids.